Messenger RNA from Exaiptasia diaphana, 1074 nucleotides. RefSeq lists its product as uncharacterized. The coding region runs from base 7 to 1074 and encodes 355 amino acids. The transcript has 5 exons. Lineage: Eukaryota; Metazoa; Cnidaria; Anthozoa; Actiniaria; Aiptasiidae. The record is from RefSeq and is a predicted model, not a curated record.
GGGACAAUGGCUGACAUAACAGCAAUCUGUACUAAUGAAAACUGCCGUAAAGAGUUUAACUGGAAAAGUCAGCCUUAUAUGGGUAGAUUCCCUGCAGGAAAUUUGCUCUUAUCUUAUGCUAUCCUGGCAGGUGGAGGCUCAGCAAGUAAAGUAAUUCAGAUCUUUGAKCACAUGAAACUGGCAUGCCUAUCGCUCACAACCUUCUACAACCACCAGCGUCAAAUUCUCUUUCCGGCUGUUGUCAUUUACUGGCAACGUUACCAGAAACAACUUCUGGAAAAGAUCAAGGCAGAGAAAGAGAAGCAGGUUAUUGCUGGAGACGGGAGACACGAUAGCAUGGGACAUAGUGCCAAAUAUUGUGCCUACACGAUAUUUUCUUGCACUAUGUCCCAGAUCAUCCACUUCGCUAUUGUUCAGAGAAAUGAGUGUGGAAGUAGUACUGCCAUGGAGUACGAGGCAUUCAAGAGAUCCAUGGAAUACUUGCUGACAAGUCCAGUUGCCAUUUCUACAUUUGUAUCGGAUCGCCACACUUCAAUUGUGAAACAUAUGAGAGAAGUGCUUGGACAUAUUAUCCAUUACUUUGAUUUGUGGCACCUUAAAAAAAAAAUUGUCAAAGUUAUUACAAAGAUCUCAAAAGAGAAAGGUUGUGAAGACCUCCGCCAGUGGGUUAAACCCUGCUCAAACCAUCUGCACUGGAGUGCAACAUCUACCUAUGAUGGGAAUGGUGAUGUCAUAUGGGCAAAGUUUUCUUCUUUCCUGUCUCAUAUUGUGGACAAACAUGAUAAUUUAAGCAACCCCCUAUUCAACAAGUGCUACCAUGGGCCAAAUAUUCCUGCUCGCCAAUGGUUGUURGAAGAUUCUGUUGCAUAUGAGAAAGUGACUAAAGAACUUAACAAGAACAGUCUUGAAAAAGCCAUCAAAAAAGCCUCCCCUCUCGCACAAACAAGCUGUUUAGAGGGCUUUCACUCUGUUCUGAAUCAUUUUGCCCCCAAAAUGAUCCACUAUUCAUUUCCUGGGAUGUUCUGCAGGUAUGUAAGCAGGGAUAAAGGGAAAUUUUGGUUGAUGUUUUGUUAG